GCCACCAUGCCCAAGCUGUUCCUGCACCUGGAAAAGAGUCCUUUCCUGGAAACUCAUGCCUGACAAUUACCCCCCAAGUGACCAGCCACCUCCACCCUCCUACAUUUAUGGGUCACAACAUCUGCUGCGCUUGUUUGUCGAACUUCCAGAAAUCCUUGGAAAGAUGUCUUUUUCUGAGAAGAAUCUAAAGGCUUUACUGAAGCACUUUGAUCUCUUUCUGAGGUUUUUAGCAGAAUACCAUGACGACUUCUUCCCAGAGUCUGCUUAUGUUGCUGCCUGUGAGGCACACUACAGCACCAAGAAUCCCAGGGCAAUUUGUUAAAGUUCUUGGCUUCUGUAAUAACAGUUUCUCUAUCUAGCUCUGUGCUCUAGAUUUCAGUGUAAGAACUAACAAACAGUGGGGUCAUGAAAGUUCAAAUAAGAGUUAGAAGUUGCAGUUAUUUGUUAGCAGUAAACACAUUUUUUUAGUUAUUCGUUCACAUACAUUUUUUUUUUCAAACUCCCUUUUUCUUCUGAGGCUGAAUAACUCUCAGACAAAUUUUAGUUUUACUUGGAAAUUGCAAAUUGGUCACAAAGUAUUUUAGAGGGUAUUGGUAUUGAUGGCAAAAAAGAAAAUUAUAGCUACACAUUUGCUUGUUAAGAUUCCCUUUCUGUAAAACCUUAUUUUUGUUCAUCUCAAUAAAGCGCUGUCUGACUUUCUGAGAUUUGCAGGUAUACAUUUGCUUGUUAUUGUUUUCCUAAUGUAAAACAUCAUUUUUGGUUAUCUAAAUAAAGUGUCUCCUGUCUUGUUCUAGAGAACCAGGAGAGAGAGUUAUCACUAUGCUGUUGUCCUCUCUUCUCUUUCUUUAUCACAGGGGAACACUGGGGGAACCUCUUGACUCGUUUUGUUUUGAUUUACUUUUGUGCCUUUUUUCUUGAGGUCUUUUGUUUUCCUUUUUUUCUUUGAUUUGUUCUCAUUUGGUGGCAUUCAUAGGCGUUAGAGACACUGCUGUGCUGGACUACUUUGUCUUCUUGUGGCUGCACUGUGGACUGGUCUGGGGCCAACAACAGUUUAUCUUCCUUCAUCAUUACCAGCUGUCUCAGAAGUUACCCUUCUAAUCAUCAUCUUCAGCUCCUAUCUUUCUCACAUGCACACACACAUGCACAUGUGGGAUGUUUUUGAAAGUUCCAAACCAGUAGAAAGGACAUGAAUAACAUACUAGUAGGAAAUAUAGCACCUGUCUUUUUUUAAAGCUGACUACAGUUGAUUUUAACUAACCAAGACACUGGGUCAGGAACAGUGAGGGCCGUGGGGAUUUUUUUAUUUAAUCUCUAUAUGGUUCCAUAAAAGUGACUUCUGCAUAACUGCAGUGAGAAUCAGGACCUCUAAAUCUCCUGGGUAGACUUCAUCUUAUGUGUACUCAGUUGCUUUUUAAGAUUCAAGGUUUUGGUGUCCACUGUAAAAAGUACCAUUCUGGUUGAUACUAGGUUUCAUCUCUAUUUGGUUUAUGGAAUGCUUGCUUAAAUUUGGUGAGCCACAGUGUGCUCUGAUUAUUGAAAAAGUUUAUCCAGAAGGAAAAGGAAAGAGUAGAAAAAGUCCCCCCUUGUAAGAAUCUACGCAUCAGAUUUCUCCAAUGAAAUGAGUACAGAAUGUUUGAACAUUUAUAUUGUUGUAUGCCUUGGGGUUAAAAUUAAUUCCUUUCUAAUAAAAAUUAUUUUCUUCCUCCAAAA
Choloepus didactylus (southern two-toed sloth) is the source of this 1710-nucleotide messenger RNA. Its product is annotated as male-specific lethal 3 homolog. Lineage: Eukaryota; Metazoa; Chordata; Mammalia; Pilosa; Megalonychidae. Bases 56 to 322 code for a protein of 88 amino acids. Gene Ontology annotation, biological process: chromatin organization; regulation of DNA-templated transcription. The record is from RefSeq and is a predicted model, not a curated record. Gene Ontology annotation, cellular component: nucleus; MSL complex; NuA4 histone acetyltransferase complex. The transcript is spliced from 4 exons.